Saccostrea cuccullata (small rock oyster) is the source of this 1615-nucleotide messenger RNA. RefSeq lists its product as uncharacterized. The transcript is spliced from 4 exons. Lineage: Eukaryota; Metazoa; Mollusca; Bivalvia; Ostreida; Ostreidae. The record is from RefSeq and is a predicted model, not a curated record. The coding region runs from base 1 to 1296 and encodes 431 amino acids.
AUGAUCAAGUCAAAACUAAAAGCAAAGGAGAAUGUGUCAGAGAGGUUAAGGAGUGAUUCUGUCUGCGAGCUGACAAAUGUAGAUAAAACUAACAAAAACCAAGCUGGUUACAAUAAAUAUGAUAGACAGAGUAGCCAAAGGAGAAGCAAAAGAAACUACAGUAAGCUUUAUUCACAUUCUGAACAAUCAGAAAGCAAGAAAACUUCUUAUGAAGGUGAAGUGGAAGAAACUUCUGACACAAGUGAUGUGGAACUGGGACUAAAUGAAGAGCUGAACAUUGAGAGGAAUAAAAGAAAAAAUUCAGCUGCUGUAUUUGAAAAUGAAGAUACGUCAGCAAAUGUUGCGAUGGGUGCUAAGAAAAGUAGUACAGAAGUAAGGAAAUACAAGACUACAUCAUCCUCAUCAAACAAACUGGUAAAGGAAGCGAGUAAGGGUGAAGGUAAAUUUGUUUGUAUUGCAUCAGUACAUAGAACCAGCCCCGUUGCAGAUUUGAUCAUUAAUGUCCCUGUCGACUUGGAGAAAUUAGAUUGGACAGAGGAAGAAGAGGAUGAUGGGAAGAGAGAGAAGAUACAGAGACAGUUCCUCGGAAGCCCUAUAAGGAUCCCAGAGAUCAACGGAAGUCGUAGCUCAUCAGAGGAGGACGGAGGUGUGGAAAUUAUCUCGUGUGACGACAAUAUGGAUGAGGAAAGUGAGGAGGACAGAGGUGUGGAAGUUCUCUCGCGCGAUGAUAAAGUGGAUGAGGAAAGCAAGGAAAAAGGUGGAAAGAAACAGAGGAGUAAGUCAAAGAAGAGUCAUACAAAGGUCACAAAGAAUUCUUCAAAGGAGGUGAUUGGACAUUGUGAUAAUGUAGACCACAACAAAAGGGAUGGAACAGAUCUGGGGAUUUCUAAGUCUCCUAAUGGAAAAUCUGGAUCUUUACUUUCUGGGGAGCAGGACUGCCAAGAGGGAGAAAAAGUCAUAGAAGACCAAGAGGAGGAUGAAAGUCUACAAGUGGAUGAGACUCCAGUGAAGGAAUAUGACGUGGAGAGUUUCUCCACCCUGUGGCCAGCAUUAAGUGGAGGAGAGGGUGUGUCUAAGGCUAGAGCUCGCCAUUUCUCUUCCAUGUCCACCCAAAGCCAUAAAUCUAACUGUAGUGAUCUGUCGGCUGUAUUCUCCCCCAUCAAAGUUGACAAGGAUAUUCAAGAAGAAAGAAGAAGCUCAAGGUCAUCAAGUAGAAGGGAGAUUUUGGGAGACUUUGAGAACAGGAAGAGGAAGAGACUCAGUGAACCAGCGUCCAGAAAACGUAGACGGAGAUGAUAAUGUCAUUGAUUGAAUGUAAUGUCAAGACUAUUCCAUGGUAUCAUACACCUAAAGAGUUGAUGCUAUUAAGUAUAUUAUCCCACAGAAUAUGCUAAAUAAAUGUAAAUAAUUUGCAUGCACUUUAGCUUAUAGUAAAUAAUUAUCACACUAUGACGCCGAGAUGGUUUUGGUUUAAAUACUUGUACAGAUAUAUAAAAAAUAUUUCAUAUUGGAUAGUCACAAAAAGGACUGAAUUUACAUUAAUCUUGUUUAUUUAUGCUUUAACAAGAAAAUGAACAUCUAUUUUAUCUGGAACUGAUAAAAUUAAGUAUUAAAC